AGCCGUAAAACUGACAAAAAAAUUUAGCCGUUGGAUGAAACAAAUGUUAACCGCAAAAAAAACAACAACAAAAAAAACAACAACAAAAAAAACACGAAAGUGAAAGUCUCCAGAUCUCUUGUCUAACUGUGACUUUUUUUUUUUAGUGUCUUGCCUUGUGGCUUUUAAGCUAUAUUAAUCUACAGAUCCUAUAAUCAUACCUAUUUCCAUCCUGGAAUGGCCGUCUAAGACCUUCAUUUUGUUUAACAUUAAUUGAAAUAAAUGUUUUAACUUUUUGAAAUGAUGAAAGUAAACUUUUAACUUUUCAAAAUAAUGUAAUUAAUGUCUACAAUUUCUCUUAACUGUAACGAAAAUAAAUUAACCGUCAGCCGUAACAAGAGCAAAAACAUUAACCGUUAGCCGUAAUAACCAGUACCCCGUUGAGACUCUCAGACGCCUGAUGUACAAGACAGCAGCUAGUGGAAAAUUCAAUCGAUUCCUAGAAUUCAGUGUUUGUUUAUGCUUCAGUUCAGUGAAUCGGAAUAACAUUAAAAUUCAUGAGAUCUGUUAUUAUAAACGCCAAGGAAAGCAAAGAUUUUCAUCAUAUUAUAUCAUCGGCUAGCGAUUUAUCAUAGCAGAUAGUAAUCAUAGCUGUAAAAUCUGUCUACAUUAUUUCUCUACGUUUCUUUGCAAGUCGCGUCACGGGAUUAAACAGGCAGUCAAUGAACGCCUGCUAAGCUACAACUUAAGAUUACUUCUUGACUUAAUUGUUGACCAAACCUAUAGCGUCGUUUACGGCCAUCAUGAAAUUGCAACGGUUCGUCUUGGAGAGUCCCACAUUACGCGAGGUCGAAAAGGUCCCACCGUACCUAUCCAGUUACAUUGUCACGAAUAUUCCGUUACUUUAAGCAGCUACAUAAUGAACAUUAGAUGUUUCAAAUCGACCACAAAUGUGUAUUAAUUUAUACUUCCGCAUAAAUUUAAUGCUUUGUGAAGGCGCAUGUCAUGACAUUGCAACCGAAGAUGGCGUCGCUGGAGACAAUGGGCGAAGAAAUUUCGGUGGGUGAAGAAAAGAUUUCUCCUCAUUUUGAUAAGCUACUGAGAGAUGUCACCGAAGAAUUAAGCGCUGAAGAAAUCACUAGUGCAGUAGCAUCGAUAAAGAACACUUUUGAGGGAAACUUUGAGGUUCAAAAAGAGCAAGACUUGUAUUCUUGUCUACAACUGUUUACUCGUCAAGGGUUUUUGUCUGACCAAAAUUUGACUCUGUUGGAGAGGUUUGUUGCGUGUAAAUCGUCCAAGAAGGACGAUAUAAAGCAAAAAAUUGAAAAAUUCAAACUAAGCCGCCGACUGGAAGUUACACCAAGGCAGGAAUUGAAGGGAAGAGAAACCGAUUUGCAAGCUGUUAUGGCUAUAUUAGCCGGAGAGCCUCCGAUCGUCAAUUUGUAUGGAUCUGGUGGGCUAGGAAAGACAACACUGGGCAAGGAAAUUUGCCUUAAGUGGCCGGGAAAGUCAAUGGCUGUCGACUUAAGGGGUGUAACGGAGAUGAAAGACGUUUACUUUCACGUCAUGCUGGCACUUGAUCCUGAGAAAACCAUCAUAAAAUAUGACGAAAAUCCGGUCGUUGAACAACUGCGGAAGUUGAUGAAUGAAAGCAAGAGUGAUGUCUUGCUAUCGCUUGACAAUGUCGAUCAGUUUUUAGGGGAAGAUGGCCCGGAUCAUGCCACGAUCCUGAACAAAAACUUGACGGGCUUUCUUAAGAGACUCCUUGAUCACAUGGCCAAUGAUGAAAAGCCACGAUUGAAGGUACUGUUGAUAUCAAGACCGAGAACACGUUUCCACGGGAUGUCCCUUGAUGGAAAGGUUCAGUACCAUGAGCUCAAGGCUUUACUCCUUGAUCACAUGGCCAAUGAAGAAAAGCCACGAUUGAAGGUACUGUUGAUAUCAAGACCGAGAACACGUUUCCACGGGAUGUCCCUUGAUGGACAGGUUCAGUACCAUGAGCUCAAGGCUUUGAAGAGAGGAAUUUCUAAGGAGAUUCUUCAAUCAGCAAUUGGAUUUUCAAUGGGAAUUCGUCAAAUGGAGAAACUGGUGGAAUUGUGUAAAGGAAAGCCACUUGUCUUUGAGGUCAUAACACCCAUUUUAAGGCAAGGAAUCGAAACUGCUGAAAAGCUUCUUGGAACGACUGAACAUGAGCUAGCGAUUAUGGAAUCUCAAGAAAAGGCAACUCCAUCAGCAGAACAUGACACGCAGGAAGAGAAAACAUGGGAUAGUAUUAGUGAAUCGAUUGAUAAAGAGCAAUUGUCAUGCUUCAGGAAGAUGUUCUUUCUACUUCCAAGUGCCACUUUCAGAAACUCCGCAGUGGCAUUGUCACUGUUCCGCCGUCCAUUCUCCGAGGAAGCUGCUGCUUUUAUCCUUGAUGCAGAAUCAUCCGAAGCAGUCAUCCUUCUGGAGGGCUUGAGAAGUAGGAAUGUUUUAUCCGUAGAUCCUGAGGCGAAGGAGGUCCUCUACGAUAUCCAUCCAUUGAUGCGAAGCUUUCUGGAAAGUGUUGGAAAUGGCUCUGUUUUCAAUCAAGUGUACGCGAACGCCAAAGAUAGAUUCUGUAAGUUGUAUAUGACGAAAAUCGAGGGCAUUGCAACAAUGCUAGACGAGGACUAUAUGACCGCGUUCCAGCAUUUUGACCAAGACAAGCCUAACUUUCAGCUUGCUUUAGACAUUCCCGUCAAGUCAGAUUACCUACAUGUUGCGAAAGAAUUUCACGAGGCAAUCAUGGUUUGCUACCUGGUUGAAGCCAUGCUUGAAGACAGCCAGCAGAGAAGAAAGAUUUUCGAAUCUUGGGCAGAGGCAGUAGAGGAAGAUGGAAAGGAAGGUUCUCUUUUCCGCGCGGAACUGAGAUGCUUCGAAGCGAUGCAAGUUCUAGGACUCCAAGGCUGGAAGUGGGCCACAAAAGUCUUGAAAAUGGCGGAGAAUUCAUUGCAGAUAGCUUACAAGAAUUUGAAAGACAGCCGAUCUUAUAGGUUAGCUCAAAGUACAUACCUGUAUGUUGAAGGUGAAAUUUACUACAGAAAAGGAAGUCUGCAAAGAGCGCUUACAAGUUUGUACCUUUCUAGAGAAAUAAUGGAAGACCUCUUGCAGAACCACACAAUUACAACAAGAUGUUUAAAUGCAAUUGGAAAUUGUCACAACCGGCUUGGCAACCACGAAGAAGCUUUAAAGUUUUAUACAAAGGCUUAUGAAAUGAGAAGAAAGCUUUCAGGUUCAAAGAAUCAUUUGGAUUUGNGAAAGCCACGAUUGAAGGUACUGUUGAUAUCAAGACCGAGAACACGUUUCCACGGGAUGUCCCUUGAUGGACAGGUUCAGUACCAUGAGCUCAAGGCUUUGAAGAGAGGAAUUUCUAAGGAGAUUCUUCAAUCAGCAAUUGGAUUUUCAAUGGGAAUUCGUCAAAUGGAGAAACUGGUGGAAUUGUGUAAAGGAAAGCCACUUGUCUUUGAGGUCAUAACACCCAUUUUAAGGCAAGGAAUCGAAACUGCUGAAAAGCUUCUUGGAACGACUGAACAUGAGCUAGCGAUUAUGGAAUCUCAAGAAAAGGCAACUCCAUCAGCAGAACAUGACACGCAGGAAGAGAAAACAUGGGAUAGUAUUAGUGAAUCGAUUGAUAAAGAGCAAUUGUCAUGCUUCAGGAAGAUGUUCUUUCUACUUCCAAGUGCCACUUUCAGAAACUCCGCAGUGGCAUUGUCACUGUUCCGCCGUCCAUUCUCCGAGGAAGCUGCUGCUUUUAUCCUUGAUGCAGAAUCAUCCGAAGCAGUCAUCCUUCUGGAGGGCUUGAGAAGUAGGAAUGUUUUAUCCGUAGAUCCUGAGGCGAAGGAGGUCCUCUACGAUAUCCAUCCAUUGAUGCGAAGCUUUCUGGAAAGUGUUGGAAAUGGCCCCGUUUUCAAGCAAGUGUACGCCAAAGCCAAAGAUAGAUUCUGUAAGUUGUACAUGACGAAGAUGGAGGGCAUUGCUGCAAUGCAAGACGAAGACUAUGUGACCGCGUUCGAGCAUUUUGACCAAGAUAAGGCUAACUUUCAGCUUGCUUUAGACAUUCCCUUUAAAUCAGAUUACUUACAUGUUGCGAAAGACUUUCGCAAGUCAAUCAUGGAUUGCUACCUAGUUGAAGCCAUGGUUGAAGACAGCCAGCAGAGAAGGAAGAUUUUCAAAUCUUGGGCAGAAGCAGCAGAUGAAGAUGGAAAGGAAGGUUCUCUUUCCCGCUCAGAACUUAGAUGCUUCGAAGCGAUGCAAGUUCUAGGACUGCAGGGCUGGAAGUGGGCCAUGGAAGUCUUGAAAAUGGCAGAGAAUUCAUUGCAGAUGGCCUACAAGAAUUUGAAAGACAGCCGGUCUUAUAGGUUAGCUCAAAGUACAUACCUGUAUGUUGAAGGUGAAAUUUACUACAGAAAAGGAAGUCUGCCAAGGGCGCUUACAAGUUUGUACCUUUCUAUAGAAAUAAUGGAAGACCUCUUGCAGAACCACACAACUACAACAAGAUGUUUAAAUGCAAUUGGAAAUUGUCACAACCGGCUUGGCAACCACGAAGAAGCUUUAAAGUUUUAUACAAAGGCUUAUGAAAUGAGAAGAAAGCUUUCAGGUUCAAAGAAUCAUUUGGAUUUGCCAUUUUACAAGGGCCAGAUCGGCACUGUUUACGAGGGACAAAAACAAUACGACAAAGCCAUCCAGNUUUAUAGGUUAGCUCAAAGUACAUACCUGUAUGUUGAAGGUGAAAUUUACUACAGAAAAGGAAGUCUGCAAAGAGCGCUUACAAGUUUGUACCUUUCUAGAGAAAUAAUGGAAGACCUCUUGCAGAACCACACAAUUACAACAAGAUGUUUAAAUGCAAUUGGAAAUUGUCACAACCGGCUUGGCAACCACGAAGAAGCUUUAAAGUUUUAUACAAAGGCUUAUGAAAUGAGAAGAAAGCUUUCAGGUUCAAAGAAUCAUUUGGAUUUGCCAUUUUACAAGGGCCAGAUCGGCACUGUUUACGAGGGACAAAAACAAUACGACAAAGCCAUCCAGUGCUAUCAAGAGGCACUUGAGCUUUCUAAAGAACUGAAACUUUCAGGAAUCUUGCGUUUAGCACUCUUUCACAGAAACAUCGCCAAUGCUUACGCCUGGAAAAGGGAUUUUGAGAAAGCCUACAAGGCAGCAAUGGAUGCUUACGAGAUAAGAAAAGACAUCUUGGGGGAUCAUCCUGACACGGCGAGAAGUGCAUUUCAAGUUGGACUAAUCUGUAGGAGCCAGGACGACUAUGCUGAGGCUGAAGAAUUUUAUGCCGAGGCUUGGAGAAUUGAGAAAUCCCUAGAGUAUGGCAACCACAGUGCAGUGAGGGACAGGAUUGUGCGGGACUACACUGCCAUCCUUGCUGGCGAGAGGAAGAAAGCGUUUCAGAAUGAAGCUUUGGAGUUUUAUCAACGCUUGUGGGCAGAAGAAGAAGAGUUCUCCUACGCUAACAAGAGCAUCAUCGAUGAGAUAAACCAACUGCUCAGUGGAUCUGGAGAUAGGAAAAUGGUUAAGAAGUAUGAGAAGGAAGCUCUGCGGUUUUAUGAAAUGGCUUGGAAGUCCCCAGACCUUCAACAACUUCCCCGCCAAGAGAGAGAAGACAUUUUGCAGAACAUAUUAUAUCUCUGUAAGAAGCUUCGCGAGAAAGAAAUGCUCAAGAAAUACGAAGGUGAGCAGCUUGAAUUUCUUGAACGGCAAUGGGAAGAGAAGAAGGAAACAAUGAGAACUCAGGACAAGAUUGACAUCCUUCAGGCGCUUCAACAACUCGCGGCGAAACAGGGUGAUGAAAAAAGGAGAGAGAAAUACAAGAUAAUUUUCGAGAAAGUCAAGAGAGGGACAUUUUCUUCUUUACAGGCAAAUCAGGGCAACUCGCUCCCAGGAUCUGUGGUCAGUGUACAAAUACCCAGUGCCAGAGCAGAUCACGUCGACAUUGGUGUUGACAUUGGUGUUGCAGAACGUGGUGGAGGUAUGGGCGACGUUGACAAGACUGAGUCGCAAGAAAUACUUCAAGUUCAGUCGCAGGAAGUAACCAAGACUAACGUGUCGGAGGAAACAUCGAUGAACAAGUGUGAAAUAAUGCAAGAAAGAAGCUUGCACGACCCACAAGAACCUACCCCUGAUAACCAAUUUCCUGCCAAACAGGUAGGACCAGAACAAACUGAAGAUUCACCGAGUGACUCAUCUAAACAAAAAGGUACUUUGCAGGAGGAUGCAGAGGAAAGACAGCUUUGGAAGACAAGCAAGGCUGCAUCUGGCAUAAUUACCAGCGAAGGUGGUGAGGUGUCUGCAGAUGGUGUCCGACUCGUCUGCUCCCCUGGAGCUGUUGAUAAUCCAGUGUAUGUAAAUAUUGCUCUGGAGGACCCUGUGAAGUACUAUGGCUUGAUAGUACAAAAGAGGCUGGAAAACGAAAUCAUGUUUGCUUCUCCGAUCGUUACUCUUCACCCAAAUGGCCACUUGUUUCAGAAACCUGUAACAUUGACAACUAAGAUUAAGCCGAUCGAUAAAGGGAAUGAACGCCUUCUUGUUUUGCACGGCACAGAAGGUAGAGACGGAAAGAUCUCUUGGCUGGACAUUAGUCAAAAUUCAGUCACGAAUGUGACAAAGAAAGAAGUGAGCAUUGAAAUUGAAAGAUUUUCGCUCAUUUGGAAUCUGUGGAAAUUGACUCAGAUCCGUACCAAAGAGAUUGUAUCGCGGCUUAACCUGUCACCAUUCACUUAUACAAUGUCAGUAUUGUUCAAAGAAAAUUCAUUUGAGCAUGAGUUAGCCCUGGUAUUCAUGAGUCAAGACAUCUUCCAUGAACCAUACUACAAAGAACACGAUGCUUCAGCAUUGGUGCAACUGAGCAAAGAUGGAUUUAAGCUGCUGCAUUCCGCUGACGGACCGACCGACAAGCAAAUCUUCAACGGCGAAAAUCUUCAAGUUUCUGUCCGUCUUGGGGAAGACUAUAAAUUGGCUACAAAUCAACUGAGUAGUAGAGACGUCAUUGUAAAAUCACAUGUUUGGUGGAGCACUGGACAUGUGAUCAGAAUUCCGAUGGUAGCGAUUAAAGAUGUCAGAAUCCUAUGUGGAAAGGUCAGUGUCGAAGGAGAGCAUGGACACAACGGCGCAUACCAAUUCUGCGAGCAAGAUCUGUGUGGUUAUGUCAAGCGCCUACUGCGGGUAGAGGGAGCCAUUUUCAACCUUAAACCCAUUGCGCAGAAGAUUGGGACGCCCGAAGAGGAAACCAGUGAGAUCAUGAGGAUUUGGAAAAACGAAGAUGACCAGCUGAAAGCACUCUUGCAACCCUGGGACAAGGAGAGAAGCCAGCUAGAAGAUCUUGAUAAACUAAGGAAAGGUCUUGAGAAUUUGAAAGAAGAAGACUACAAAGUAACACAAAGAGGCCAGAUGCACAUACGACACCUGAGAGAACUUGCUGUCAAGAUCCGGGAGUUGAAAAUCGAGGACGUUGAUUUGAUGAGGUAUUUCAGUAGUAAAAUUGAAUCUUUAUGCAAAACGAUUCUAACAGACUGCUGCAUCCAGUUGGCGAGAUCCGUCGAAGAGGCAGAAAGAGCAGCCUCGUCGGAAGACCAUGCAGAUUAUCUUCAGGUUUACCGGAAGAUAUCUCACGAUACUGCGUCGAGAUAUCAACAGAUGUGUUCAUCGUCUAAAGAAUCCAUCGCUUCGAAUUUCCUGGCCUUUGUUCCCCAUCUCAUUCAAGACAUUAAAGCCAUCUAUCGUGAUCAAAUGAUUCCACAUGUGCAAAAUGGCUUGAGAGGACUGUCCAAGGAUACCCUGGAUCGAAUGGGGUCUAAGCUUAGAGAAGCCGAAAGAAAAAGCAAAAUCAGGCAACUUGUAUGUGAGGUGUGCAAGAUUCUCGAGGAGCUAUGUGUUAAUAACUGUGACAGCCAACACCCCGCUGAUCUGAUUAGGAAGUGGGGGGAAAGUCUAGGGAUUUGGUCCAUGUUGGAAUUUCUCAAGCCAUUCUUCCAGAAAUCUCCCGCAGAUGCCCGAUUUUACAAGAGGUUAGAACUGUUCUCGCGUUGCACAAGGGACAUCAUGUCAGAUGUGGUAGAUGCUGAUGACCAAGUUUUUAUGCUUGGUUUUUUCGAUGUUUCGUUUAGUCUGAUACAUUUUGCCAAGUUUGAUCCGGCUAAAGUGGUGCGAUUUGAACUCACAGACUCCACGAAUUCACCGGUGACGUGCGGAAGUGAGGGCGUAAAGUACGACUGUCACAAUGACACAUUCUCUCAGCUGUUCUGCUUUCGAAAAGACGAGGAAGGAGAGCUACUGCUUCGUGUUUUUGCACGCGUUCAUGUUAAAGGGCAAAUCUACCGAAUAGGAGCUUUCCAGUCCGUGAUCACGCUUCCUGUAUCUCAAGAGAAAACUUUUGACGCGUGCCUUGACACUUGCAUGACCCGUGUAUCGGUUAAUAACAUCGCUGUCACAAAACUAGAAGUUAAAGAAACGAAAAAUAUCCAGGUGGCUCUUUCUUCAACACAAAGGCCAAAUCUCGUAUCGCUGCUAGAUGUCCUCAUAAAAGAACCAGACCUACAAGAAUUGGUGGAUUGGAAAGGGUCUCAGGUAACCCCGUGUCACUUAACGGUUCGUACCGUGGUCCCCACAAAGCCAGAGACAGUUUUAAGGCUUCGCCUGGUUUACAAAUGGAAGUCUGAAGCAGUUUUUCUUGACAGUGAAGACUUUGUGGCCCAUGCAGAUCCCUCUGCAGAAGGCGCUGCCGUAUCAGAAGUACGGUUUAAGGGUCUGACCACCACACGGAAGCCUGAAGAUCUUUCUAUGUUAUUGGCUUUGGAUGAUGGACACCCCAUGGAACCUUUUCUUUCGCAACGAGGACAUCCAUACACCCAAAUACGGUGUGAGAAAAUAGGUAGUUUAAAUAAGUUUUUGUCGUCCGUUUACGUUUAAAUUCGAUAACAAGGAGAUUUCGAUUUCGCACCACGCAGCCCCGGACUUUCACAUUUGCUCUGGAAAACAAACAUUUCUUAUUUCAUGUAAGGGUAUGUUGAACACAGCUUACGAAAACAGCCCUCAACUAUGGAAAGUAUACCUACGGUCGGUGAUAAACCGACUAAGCAUGAUAUUAGAUUAAAGGUGAUAUAUUUUUCUAA
Orbicella faveolata is the source of this 9110-nucleotide messenger RNA. RefSeq lists its product as uncharacterized. Lineage: Eukaryota; Metazoa; Cnidaria; Anthozoa; Scleractinia; Merulinidae. Gene Ontology annotation, biological process: regulation of apoptotic process. Gene Ontology annotation, molecular function: protein binding. The record is from RefSeq and is a predicted model, not a curated record.